This is a messenger RNA of Cynoglossus semilaevis (tongue sole), 12044 nucleotides long. RefSeq names its product muscleblind-like splicing regulator 2 (gene mbnl2). Gene Ontology annotation, molecular function: RNA binding; metal ion binding. Bases 5655 to 6824 code for a protein of 389 amino acids. NCBI's taxonomy places the organism in Eukaryota, Metazoa, Chordata, Actinopteri, Pleuronectiformes, Cynoglossidae. Gene Ontology annotation, cellular component: cytoplasm; nucleoplasm. Gene Ontology annotation, biological process: regulation of RNA splicing. The transcript is spliced from 9 exons. The record is from RefSeq and is a predicted model, not a curated record.
ACUUAGCUUUGUUGCUAACAAGAUGCUCUGUCUGCUCUGUUUGUGUUGUUGUUUUUAUUAUUUAAUUGUUUUUGUCAUGCGGUUUGACAGGAAGUUGUGAUGGAAACGUGACUAAUGUUUUUAUUUCAUAUAAUGUUUGCUAUGCUAGCUCCUAAUCACUGCCUCUCUACUUAAUUCACUCGUCAUUAUUCACGCUGUUGGUUAUCCCCCUUCACGGGUCGGUUUAACGUUCCUUACAUUAUACUGGUUGUUUACACUGUGCGUGUGAACAAACAGCAUUAUUUUGAAAAAGAGUUAAAGGUAGUCUAUGCGAGAAUUUCCAUCAAAACAAACAAAAAACAGAAUCGGAUCCAUAUCUGCCUAGGAGGUUUCACUUCCUGAUAUUAUUCAGGUUAUUAUACACAUAAAUAUACAUUUAAACAUCACCUUAACUGAAUUGUAAUCAGUGGUGUUAUAACAACCGAUUUAGGAAACAGUAAAAUCCUAAAUUAUGAAGAGAUAACAACAGGGUAGUAAAUUUUAGAAUUUAGCUUAAUAGGUAAAACUGUUUAAUUAAAUCCAUCAAAUUAAGAAAUUAAUUACUUUUCAAUUCUAACAGAUGUUAAGAAAGUUAACAUUUUUCUACUUUUGUAUUUUUCUCUAAUAUCACGUUGGUAAUUUGCAAUUUUUAGAGGUUGCAAGAAGUAUAUACGUGUUUUGUUUUUUCUGCAGCAGUGCCAACCUGUGUAUGAGUUUUUUCCAAUCUGCAGGAACAUAAUUUGGUCAAAACAUUUCAUAGUGGGAAAUAGACCAAUAGCAGAAAUGCAUCCUCACAGAUGCUCUAAAAAUCCUAAACAUAUUGUAUGGUCAUACUCUUGCCCCACAUUCAUGCAUUUUACACGCUAAGUUCUGUCUGACAGUAUGACUUGAGAGAUGAAGUUACAGUAGCUUCAUUCAGAUCAUAAUGUGUGUUUUUCAAUGAUUCCCAAUUGGGUUUUUAGUGCCUUUUUGAUACUGACCUUUGAACAUAGUCAAUAAGCCACGUUUAUCUAAACAAAACUGUUUAUUAUCGUUUAGCCUUCAAUUUUUUUAUGUGUUUGUUCUGGCUUAUUAUGUGGACAUAGUGUGUAACAAACUUGGAAGAAUGACAUUUAAUGCAGUCCCCAUCUUUCACGUCUGAUAUCUGUUUAUAUAAGAAAAAGGCUGUUGCCUUUUUAUUGAUCAGACCUCAUUGCUCUAGUUAAUAGCUUGGUCUUUCUCUAUUUCUUUCUCUCAAAGUCUGUCUCUGUCACCAUUUUCAUGAAAUUUCCUUCAAUAAUAUAGUGUGCGACAGGCAAAAAACAGUUUGUGCUGUUUGACCAUCAUUUUAACCCAGUUUUUACCUCAUUCUUGUCAGAAUAAAAACAAUCAUUUGUGUUAAAUAAAGCCACUUUAUCAUCAGACCAGCCAAUCUCUUGUGUGUUUGUCUGUGAGUUAAACUUAGUUAAACAUGACAGGAAUAAUAGUUGGGGAGGGGAUAACAUGAAGGGAAGAAGUGGCGUGGUCUGUUUGUUGAGCUUUUGUUUGUUUCCCUGCUAGAGAAAUCUAUUUAGGAGCUAUCCUAAAGGAGACUAUCUGAGGUUUGCCACUGGAAAUUAGCUUCAAGUUAAGCCUGGUGUAAAGCUACUGACAUGUAUUCCGUAACGAGAGUUAAAAACGAUUAAUAAAUCUCAGGUGGUUGUAUUGAUCUUUAUUUCUUUAAGGAUGAAAGCUAUGAUCAACCUUCAUCAUUAAGACUUGAUCAUUUGUGUGUGAAAUCGUUCCCUAAUUUAAUCCCAACUAUUUUUACAUGUUGUGUAGGAUGUGUCUAGGUAAGGUUAGAAGUUUUUUUAGUCAGAUAAUAAUAGUUUGUUUGUGUUUGGCUGGUCUGUCUACAGUCCAGAUCUGUCUCCUGUUGAAAGUGCCUGGUGAACAUUCGAAAAGAUUUUUUUUUUUCAUACUGCUAGAACAGAAGUACAAGUAACAACAGGUAAAUGUACAUGUGUGUAUGUUUCACACCCAUUUUUAAUUACUGGCUAAUCAAAAUGAUAUAAUUAUUAAUAUGGAAAGAUGUCAAGAAAUAUGCAAAAGUAUAACUCAAAUUUUAGUUAUUGGUGGAUUUCAUUCAUUACUCAGCAGUUUGACAGUGACGUAAAGGGCACAGCCAAAACUUGGGCUACCAACGCAACCCAGAGAGCUGCAAAAUACUUUCAGUUUUGCACCUUUCGGUUGUAAGGGGCACAGGACUGCAUAGGUUAUUAACUGAAGACACCAGAUAUGUCAUUCAUGACUAGCUCAGUGACAAUGUAGCUUUUGACCACAUGGUGGUGUUAAUGCGUCAGUCAGUUCUUUAACCAGCUCCAAUAUACAGAGAAGAAGAUUUUUUAAACUUAUAAAAUGAAUGCGGACAUCGUGCAGAACUCCUCACCCCAGAGGAUUCAUCAAAUAUGGCUUUUUGAUUUUCAAACUCUAAGUGGAUUCUGUUUGUUAUUGAGUCCAAAUCAGACUGAUAGUGAGGUCACUUAAACCUAUAGAAUGUUAUUGAAUUUUUAAUGGGCCCCAGACCAACUUGUACAAUAAAAAUUCGGCCAUAAGGUCAAAAAGGUUAAGAACCUCUGUAUUAAUGAUAAGUGUAGCCUGCCCAGUAGUACAUUUUCUAAUUUAAUUCAUCCAUUUUCUCACAGCUGCACAGACAUCUGAAGUAACAUCAGUAUUAGUGUAUUUGAUGAGGAUGCCUAUAAAUCUAUCAUCAGUGGGGAAUCAGUUUGUAGCAACCAGGGAGUACACAGAUAGUAAACACGUUAGCAAGUGGCGGCAUUUUAAUGCAUGUUUAGCCCAGUGAUGUCAGUGAAACACACUCAUUCACAGUCUUUGGAUGUGGUGGAGAGCAGGGAUAUAGAGAGGGACGUGGGAAAGACAGACAGCACAGCUGUUUCAUUGAAUCUGGAUGGAAAAGUCAUGAAGCCGGAUCUCUGACUCAUCACUAUUGCCAUGCUGUGGUUUCAUGGCUCAUAGUUAAAGCCAGUUGGCACAUCAUCAGCUGUGUAAGACUGGACGAAGGACAGGGCGGAGUUGGAGUCAGAUAGGACUUCCAGACCACAACCAACCCUUUUUUGCCCGAAGCUUGUUCUGAAGCAAUGACAAUGACACCAGAAAUGUUCACUGUACAACCAGGGAAAACACAAUCUGACAACAAGACAAAGGCCGGAGGGAGUUAUUAGUAAUCAGUCAUCUUUAUCCACAUUAAAUUGACAGUGAUUGAAAAAAGUGCUUUGAAUAUGUUUUUAAUCCUUAAAUAUAGCAAAAAAGUGCUGUUAUGUGGUUAAGAUAUAGAAGAUGUUCUUUAAAAUUCCUUUUAUGGAUAGAAAAAAUAGCUCUGAUAUGAUUGUUUUACCACAAAGUCAAAGGUCAGCCAGGGCCUUUUGAGUCUGCCAUCGGUGUGGGCCCUUGUUCACUGAUGGCAAGCAUACGACUUUUGCCACUAUCUGUGGAACACAUUAUAUGACUUAUCUGUGGAAAAUGUGUUCAAAAAGCAGUGGUAAUGUCAUUGAAACCCACAGAAGGGACUUCAUAUUCAACAGUGCAUUGUUCUAAAAUUACUACUUAAACUAUUCACCACUUCAAUUAAGUUAUCUUUGAUUUUACUACUAGUAAAUAUACUUUGAUGUUCAUGCGUCCACUCCAGGUAUAUCUAAAUGUGACACAAACCAUUUGGUCCAGAUGAAUGAUGUGUAAAUGAAAGCAAGUGGAUGUUGUACCUUGAUUAGUGAGGUAAUAUUCUUCUUUUUUAAUUCUUAACAUGAUGAAAUGGUUUCUGUGAUCUGGUUGCAAAAAGCAGCCAUCUGCUCAUAUGGACAAGACAUGUUUGACAUUUUCGCAAUGGUAAAUUAAUUUUAGUUCCUGAGUAAGUGCUGGUUCCCGCUUGUGGCACCUCACAAAAUUUCUGGUCACAAACAAUAAUGCUGAUAAUAACAAUCACUACAUCAUUGAUCUUUUAGUUUUUUCCCCCAAUUUCUCCCCCUAAAACACAAGUGAUAUUGUAUGAAAUACAAAAGCAGAAGGUGUAAGAGAUGAAUAAAGGAGGUGACGGCUAGAAAAUAAUGGGAAUGACUUUACAGUAUAGUUGCAGAGUGGAGGUUGAAGAAAGCCAUAGUAAAGGAAAAGGAGAAGAAGAAGAAGGAGGUGGUGGUGCAGUGGUCCUGUUUCCUAGGGGAUGGUUUUCACUGAACAUAUAGACAAGGAUAGAUGUUAUCUUUGUCUUCAUUACACUACUGCAGUGUCUGGAUUUACUUUGGUACACUAAAAAUACAAAUGUGUUCUGGCCUGGAUUUUUAAUAGAAAACAGUUGAUGCAGAAAUGAUGAGGAUUAAGUUAGAAUGUGAUUAGGAUUGGAACAGGGGAAAUACCUCAUUCAGUGGAUGUUACUGUAGAUACACUUUUUGCCUGUGCAUUUUAGCUGAUCUGCUCCAAUAGACAGUUAUGAUUCAGUUAAGUGACUCUUCCAUUGGUUGGUGUUUGUAAGGGGGCGGGGCCAUGCCACAAGCUGGUGGGCAGGAAGAGGCUGGCUUUAGGGGUGCAUGGAGGCGGAGAGGUGGGGCUGGAGGGAUUGGCUGGAAGUGUUUUAGCGAGAUAGUUGGAGUAGACACUCUCCUGCUUCCUGCCUGCCUGCCUGCCUUGCCUUGCUUGCUUGCAUGCUUGCUCAGUUUUGUCGGAGAGGGAGAGAGAAAGUGCAAAGAGACGUAGGGAGACAAUCCCUGUCUAGGCAUGGAUCUCUGGUUUCGGCACACGGCAGCUUGUGUGGAAUGACAACACUUCAUACGGUCAUUAACUCCAGUCGCUGAGGGUUGAAAGGGGAGCCGCAGUGUAGAGAAGUGUCACAGAAGCACCAGGUGCCUUCCAUACGUGAGACAACGCAGGCACAGCGGUGGUAAGAAGAAAGGAGGUCUUUGAAAGUAAGUGCCUUGUGAGACAACAACCCAAGUUAAUCGUGGGUGGUUCCUGCAGGCCAUUGGAUUUGCCCACCCCCACUCCCAACACCUGGGGUUGCCCUGGACUGUUCACAGUUUGAAAAACAUUUGAAGGAAUCAACAACAAGAAUCAAGUGCUGAAGAUCUUGCACGUAUGCUCCAUAUGCUGGGAGACACUUGGUGCAAAACCCUUUGAAACAAUAGAAACUCUGUAUUGGUCCAAGGUGGGCCACUGCAACCCAAAAUAGCCCCACUUUUGCUCCCUAACAUCCACCCUUGCACAGCUAUCAUCAGUCAUACAUGAAGGACAUUUUGGGGACAUCAGUGAAUUCAGUGGAGCUUUUUUCCGAGCAUGUGCCCUCUGCCUUGUCAGAGUUCUGCAUUUGAGACGCACUGAUUGAUGACCAACUCCUAGUUUGACCGACGGACUCAACAGUGGCAGUCCCAUGAUCCAGUCACAGAGAUUUUACGAGUUCAUUAUCUUCACUCUCUUGUCCACAAGAACCAAACUUACCUACUGACCAUAAACAGAACAUUUUAGCUACAUGUUCAAUUGGUUUAGGUGCUAUUUUAUUCUAUUUUAAUUUUAUUUUACUGGAACUUUAAAUCCCCACUCCAGCAGGAUAAGUGUCAAUUUAAAAAAGACCAGCGGCUCUACUCAACCCAAGCUGUCCAGCUAGCACCGCUGACAUGGCUCUUAACAUUGCAACAAUAAGGGACACGAAAUGGCUGACACUAGAAGUGUGCCGGCAGUUUCAGAGGGGAACGUGUUCACGCACUGACGAGGAAUGCAAAUUUGCCCACCCGCCUAAAAGCUGUCAGGUGGAGAAUGGGAGAGUGAUUGCCUGUUUUGACUCCUUAAAGGGACGCUGCACGCGUGAAAACUGCAAAUACCUCCACCCACCUGCUCACCUGAAGACCCAGCUUGAGAUCAACGGUCGAAACAACCUGAUCCAGCAGAAGACAGCCGCCGCUAUGUUGGCUCAGCAGAUGCAGUUCAUGAUCCCAGGCACCACCAUGCAACCUGUGCAAGCAUUUCAGGUGGGCCACGGCCUGGGCUCUAGCACUGGUUUAAGCUACACACCCUACCUAACCCCCAUGUCACACAGCAUGGGCCUGAUGCCUGCGGACAUCCUGCCCAGCACACCCGUCAUAGUCCCGGGCAGCCCACCUGUCUCGGUGACCGCUGGCUCUUCUAACAGCCAGAAACUGCUGCGUACGGACAAACUGGAGGUUUGUCGUGAGUUCCAGCGGGGCAAUUGCGCCCGUGGUGAGACUGACUGUCGCUUUGCUCACCCGAGCGACAACCCCAUGAUCGACACCAGCGACAACACCGUCACCGUGUGCAUGGACUACAUCAAGAGCCGCUGCUCCCGUGAGAAGUGCAAGUACUUCCACCCACCGGCCCACCUGCAGGCCAAGAUUAAGGCCACACAACAUCAAGCCAACCAGACAGCUGUGGCAGCGCAAGCCGCCGCCACGGCUGCAGCCAUGACUCAGUCGACUGCCAAAGCAAUGAAGCGACCCCUCGAGGCAACUGUAGACCUGGCGUUCCCACACGGUGUCCUUCAGCCCCUACCAAAGAGACCAGCACUUGAGAAGAGCAACGGUGGCAGCUCCCUGUUCAGCCCCAGUGUUUUGCACUACCAGCAGGCUCUGGCCAAUACACAGUUCCAGCAGCCGGCAUUUUUCCCCACAGGGUCAGUCUUGUGCAUGACUCCUGCUAGCAGUCUUGAUCAUCCUGAAGUGAGCAUCAGAAAGGGAACAGAGUGUCUAGAAGCUGCACUAGGAAACACAAAACCGCCCCUGUGUAAAUACUACCUGACCUCUGCCAUGGAGGUGCAGCAACCUGCAUGCUAAGAGUGUAACACUUCAAUUUAACCAUAAACAAACUGCAGUCAGUAAUGGUGUUAACAAACAAACAACAACACAUAAACACAGAUGUAUACUGUAUGUAUUGCUAGAAACAAAACACUAUUAAGAUUUUUUUAAUUAAAUAUUCUCAUGUAUUGUACACCGUACACUCAUAGCAAACAGAAUAUAGAUGUCAAUUUUAACAACUCUCCCAAAACACCCACAGUUUUCCUCUUGUUCAUUUCAACUCAAAAGUUUAUGUAGAAAAUUGAGACGCUUGAUCUGCAGCGCAUCAGUGUAGAAGCAGGAAAGACAGACAGAGUCAUAGGACACAAAAAAAAUCCCUCUUCACAAUCACAUUGAAGCACUUUGCAGCCAAAAAAUGUGGAAUGUCAGCUGUUAAGAUGACAUGAGAAAACACACACCCAAUGUCUGCCAAUGUCUUCAUCGGUGGAAAAAUCAUCUCGCCAAAGUUAUUGUCACUGGAUUCAAGCAGCCACACAUCAGAGCCACAUCCAAAUGCCUCUGGGUUCUGGGUUUUGCCAUGGCACAAGCUGCUCCCAUUUUGUAUUGAGUUGUAUUUUGUGUUCAGGAGGAGUGAUGAGGUAAAGCUUGCACCUGAAAUUUUGCAUGCAGAGUCCUUACAGAAGUGAAGAUAGGUUAAGGCAGGAGUUUUGAAAAAAGCUUCAAGGCUGUUCAUAUGUAGUAACCUGCGUGCACUUUUGUGCGUAACUAUUAAAAAAAUCAACGACAAACAAACAAAAAACCCACACAUCAGUGUUUACCAGAAAAUAACCUCAUACAUACAACAAUACAAUACAUUAAGUCGCCAUUAAAUCACCUUUAAACCGCUUUGUUAGGGAUCGUCUUUUUUUGUUGUUGUUACGUAAAAGUACAAACAACAACGAAUGUUCCCCUGUUUGACACCACGAUAUUUUGCGAUUAGCGUGGAGAUUAGCUGUCCUCCUCUUUGUUGUUUUGACGAGUCUCACCAUUAGAUGUCGCAAAUUCUUUUGAUAUAAAGUUACAAAUCAGACAUUUUUGCAAUCAUCACAGACACAUUUUAUCAGGAGCGUCCCAGCAAAACCUUGCUUUGUUUGCUUGCUUUGCGAACACAUCAAGCCCAGGUCCGUCUAAUUCUUCUUUCAUAGUCUUCUUUCCUUUAAGUGAGGUCGAACUGGGAUUUUGUUCACUUAGAGAUUAGCUUUAUCAACGUAGCUUUUGGAUGCUACAUCUGAGCAGCCUACCAACAGCUUGGUUUUUGCCAAGGCCUUAUCAAUGAGAGCUUUUUGGUUUUCAUACCAAGAGGAAAAAGCCUUGUGUGAAUGUAUGCACGUGUUCGUGUGUUUUUUACGGAUCUGGAGGCUGAAGGUCUGCCGGCAGACUGAAACUCUUUAGUGAGGUCUAUGACAACACCAGGUCUGGGAGGAGAGGCUGAAGGAUCUAAGUGCUAAACAAAAUUUAAAAAGGUGCAUUUGACGAAGGAUCGUCAUGAAACUAAAAACGAAGACUUGAACUUGGACUGGAGGGCUAUCUGUGACCGUGGUUGUCCUGUCCAACCCUUCUAUCACCGAUAAUCCUGUUCCAUUUUUAGAUGAAAAAGAAAACUGUAGAAGUGCCUAAAUAAUAUAAUAGGACACAAUCAUCUCUCUCACACACAUACACACACACACACACACACACACCUCAUGUCGCUGUCAGAUGGUGGACUCUUUGAGAAGGACAGUGGAUUUCGGGAAUUACUACUGGAGAAUUGUUUUUCCCAGUAGUUGCUUAGUAAUAUCUUCAUCGAGGACUUUAUUAGAAACAAAAAAAAAAAAAAACUAAGAAAAAGGACAGAGAACAAAUCAGAAACUAGCUUUGUAGAAUGUUCUGGUGACCCUCAUUGUUCUUACCAGGGUUUGAGUUGUUUACAUGAGGAACCUGAGUUUGGAAGAAAAACUAAAACCUGUAAACGGUGUGUGUAAAGAGUUUAUAUUCAUAGAGUUUUUAGAGAUGUUUUCAGAGUUAUUUCAAAAAUUCUGUUCUGUUUUUUCUCUUGAAUUUGUCAGAAGAGCCCACCUCCACCCAUCCCACCAUAAUCAUCUUUCAUUUAUCAGUUCCAACAUCUAUAUCCCAGGGUGUGUUGGCAUUUGCUGUGGACCGAGACAGUCGAGCAAUGUCUAUUGUCUUUAUUGUUUUUAAGAAAUUAAAUUUCUCUAAGUAUGUUUUCAGGAUCAUCUCCAACUCUAAUUUCUACUGAGUGACUUCCACUCACACUAAACCUUAGCAGCAUCAACUUCUUCUCAGUCCGAAACUGAUUCAAAACCCUUAAAUAAUCAACUCAUCCUCGACCUGAAUUUUUCUUCAAAGGCUUGGAAUUGGGCGACAUAACACAGUGACUUAAUAAAUAAUCAUUGUCCCCGCGGCAUCAUCACAGGCUAGGAUCUUAAAACUGGACCUGUAACUAUACUUCACCAUGGUUGAAGCAAAUCAAACCAUUGAAGGAGACAUUUUCAGCUCUGGUCCCAUCCACACCACAAAUGUAGACACACCCUAAAAUCUGAUUUAUUGUUUUUUAUUCUCAUCUAACCACAUGGUGCUCUAAUAACAUCCGAUAAUCCACUGUCAGACCUUUUUUUAUUGCACCACCCUCUGGUUUUACACUGCAUUUGUUUGGAUUUGUUUACCAUAUUCAUGGCAGGUGGUUUAAAAGAAAAAAAAAGACAAAUUUUACACUUUUGUUGUAAUUUAUCUUGCGUUACUUAAAGUUUUAGUCAGAGACAAUGUUGUAAAUUCUAUCUUAAAAUGAAUGUAAUUUAUUGAACUGUGCUUCGUUCUGCACGGUUUUGGUCAUUUCAAGGUCUAACCUGUCAGGUCAGCAGAUGAAUGAGUGAAAGAAUAGAUGAGUGAAUGAAUAAAUUAGUGAGCAGCCUGGUUAGAAAGCUGUACGUCUUGCCCUUUCGUCUAUAAGAGGAAGAAAAUGGAGGACAAGUAGAUGGCGCUGGUGUUGCAGUAAUUAGCAUUACUGUAGAGUUGCCUGUGUUGUUGGAAUUUUAAAGAAAAAAAUAGAUGUUUAUUGUACAGAAGACAUUUUACCAAAAAAAAAAGAAGAAGAAGAGAUGACAUUUUCCAAAAUAAGAUGUACUUUUCACUCUAGUCAAAUAGUAUUUGGUAACAAUGUUACAUUGUUGCGUUGACUAAAGUUGGGUAUUUUUGUAAAUGACAUGGUUCAGUUGAUUUUUACUUUGUUUCUUUGUGUUACUAUUAUCAUUAUUAUUGUUAUUAUUUUGCUAGAACGACUAAACACAGAGGAGUUCUGGGAAAACAUUUCUUAUUCCCCGCCACAAGGACCUGAUAUUUUCAUUAGUUAACCACAGCCUCUGUAGAGCUGUGACUGUGACACGUACAUAGAUUUAAACUCAAUGUUACACAUAGAUUAUAUAUAUAUAUAUAUAUAUGAUUAUAUAUGUAAAGAAUUUAAAUAUCUAUAAAUUAAUAAGACCUUAAGUUGACCUGUACAGCUCCUCCCCUGACGAUGAGCCUUUAGGUUCCACUUUUAGACAAUUUCAUUCUUUACGUAUCGCUAGAAUUAGGGAAUUGCACUUUUCGUAUUGUGUUGAAGUUGAUUUUGUUUUGUUUCUGGUUUUGAAAACGUGUUUAUUAGUCACAUUGAAAAACCACAGAAUUUUACCAUGUUGCAUGAAAAUUAAGACAUUUUCCUUUUCUCUUCCAACCACAUAACCAACUGAAUGUUUCUGCACACGUCCUAUGAUGCUUUAGUGCACAGAAUCAACCUCAGUGCUUUUAGUAAUGUGGCAGCAAUGACUGACUGAUGGCCUCAACAGUUCGUCGACAGAGCAAGAGCAGAUUCCAAACUAUUUGCCUUAUCAUAAGUCCAUUGUGCUUAAAGGGAUAGUUCAUAGAGGUUUUUGUGUCUCUGUGUGUUUGGAUAUCUGAAGAUACUGCCACCUAGAUGGGACUCGUUAACAACAACAUCCUGACUGGAAACCUAAUAGAGCCCGAUGUCACCAAAACCAAAGGCACCAAAAUUAGUGAAAUUGGUAACAUAACAUUUUUGAUCAAGCUUUACUGGCUCUAGUAGGUUGAUCUGUGUAUAAGAUUUUGGAAAAAUUCUUCAUUUCAAUUUAACCUCCUUGACAUAAUGUUACCAAAUGACACAACAGUAGAUCAGCAGACCCUGGUUUUCCAUGAGUUUAAAAUACUAAUAUCACCAGGAGACUGGCGCCACCACUGGCCAUCUGGGGCUGGCUCCUAUAAUCACACAUCUAAAACUCUUAGUCGUAAUAGGUUUUUAGAAGAUGUUUUGGAGUUUGUUGCUCGGGUUUUCCUGUCAUCAGUCUGGUUUUAUGUCUGAGUUGUAUAAUUAUUAUCUUAAAAAAAGAUAUAUUUUAAGGCGUAGUUGUUGUUUUAAUAAAUCAGCAACCUGCUGUAAAACAGUGUAAUUUUGCUCUAUGAUUAAAAGAGAGCAGAUGACUAAUGUUUUUGCUAAAGUUAAAAUAUUUCACAUCCCCUGUGUCACUUGUCAUUACUCAUUAAACUUCACACCUAAUUUUUUUUUAGUACCUACAACGUAAAUGCAUUAUUGUUGUAAAAGUUUUUGAGGUGACUUAAAUCUGUACACCUGUGCAGGUGUGUUGGUAUGUAACGAAGAUAUUUGGAACCAGUGUCUUUUCACUGGCACAAUCACACAUCAAAAAAAACAAAACAAAAAAACAACUGAACUAUCUCUUUAAGACUUUAAAAGCUCUUAAAAUGUGUAUUUCACAUACUUGAACUGAUGUUUGUUUCCUCAGUUUGUUUAUCAUUUAUAGCUAAAAUUAUUUAUUCGUCGGAACAGUAUCAGGACAAAACUGCAUCAAAAUGAACAGUCGACCAUCGUCAGCUAAAACUCUCCGGACUCUGCAGUGAAAAUCCAGUCGCCCCUCACCGGCAUUGUGUAUGUAAUCGGCUGUGUGUAGUUCAAGGCUUGGUCCAGCAGAUGGCACUACAGUUGAUGGAGUUUGACUGUCCGUUACCAACACAUUCAAAGAAUAUUUGACGAAAAAAGACCCUUGUUAAGAUUUAUACCUUUAAUGUAAUCAAUUCUAAAUGUUGUUGUAUUUUUUUUUUUGUUGUUUUUGCAUAUAUUUUGUGGUAUGUUACGUUUCUAUAGUCCAACGUUUCUUUGGUUCCAGAAAGAUAGUGUAAAAUUUAUUGAAAGAUAAAUAAAGAAAAUUAAAUUAA